This is a messenger RNA of Cucurbita maxima (winter squash), 2232 nucleotides long. RefSeq names its product ADP-ribosylation factor GTPase-activating protein AGD7-like. Lineage: Eukaryota; Viridiplantae; Streptophyta; Magnoliopsida; Cucurbitales; Cucurbitaceae. Gene Ontology annotation, molecular function: GTPase activator activity. The record is from RefSeq and is a predicted model, not a curated record. Bases 371 to 1759 code for a protein of 462 amino acids. The transcript is spliced from 4 exons. Gene Ontology annotation, biological process: vesicle-mediated transport.
UAUACUGCGAGACGAUUCUCGCCCACCCUCUCUCUCUCCUUAUGCAAAAGGAGCGCUAGAAAGGAGGAGAUUUUGACGACUUGUGAGGGUGUCGGUGACUCGCCGAAAGAGGAACAGAUUGAAGCAACGAAAUCAAGAAGAAAUUGUUAAGAAUUCAAGGUUACGACCUAAUCGCCGGCCUUCCGUCUCUUCUCUUUAUCCCUUUGAAUUACUCAGCAGUUUUCUUUUUAUAUUUCUGAGGUUUUUCUUCUCUUUUUCCAAUUUUCCAUUUCUGUUUUUGAUUGUCGAUUUUGCUGCAUCCGAUUUAGCUUUUGUGUGAUUUUAUUCGUUGAAUUCGAUCCCGUGGUCCGAUCUAUUGGAUCUGAUCUAAAUGGCGGCGUCACGGCGGCUUCGGGAUCUUCAAUCACGGCCGGGGAAUAAGAUCUGUGUUGAUUGUUCACAGAAGAAUCCCCAAUGGGCCUCCGUUUCAUAUGGUGUUUUUAUGUGUUUGGAAUGCUCCGGGAAACACCGUGGUCUUGGUGUUCAUAUCUCGUUUGUUAGAUCCGUUACCAUGGAUUCUUGGUCUGAGAUCCAGAUCAAGAAGAUGGAGGCUGGGGGUAAUGAGCAGCUUAAUGCCUUCCUUGCGCAAUAUGGAAUCUCUAAAGAGACGGAUAUUGUGACCAAAUAUAAUACCAAAGCGGCUGGCGUUUAUAGGGAUCGAAUUCAAGCCCUAGCCGAGGGCCGAUCUUGGAAGGAUCCGCCGGCUUCGAAGGAGAACAUUGGUGUUGGAAAAUCGAGGCCUCCAUUGGCGCAAAGUGCUGGUGGAGGUGGGAGUAAGACGAAUAACGGAGGUUGGGAUAGUUGGGAUAACGACGAUAAUUUUAGAUCUUCUAGUGAUAUGAGGCGAAACCAAUCGACUGGCGAUGUUCGUGGCAUGGGCGGCGGAGGGGCGCCAUCCAGGUCAAGAUCAACCGAGGAUAUUUAUACACGGUCUCAAUUGGAGGCCUCUGCUGCAAAUAAAGAUAAUUUUUUCGCCAUGAAAUUAGCUGAGAAUGAUUCACGGCCUGAAGGAAUUCCACCAUCACAGGGAGGAAAAUAUGUUGGUUUUGGGUCGAGUCCUGCACCUACUCAAAGGAAUGAUGCACAAAGUGACGUUUUCUCUGUUGUUUCUCAGGGAUUUGGUAAAUUAUCUCUGGUUGCUGCUUCUGCGGCUCAGUCAGCAGCAAAUGCUGUUCAAGCUGGUACAAAAGAGCUCACUACCAAGGUGAAGGAGGGUGGCUAUGAUUACAAGGUGAAUGAAACCGUCAAUGUUGUCACGGCAAAAACAACAGAAAUUGGGCAGAGGACGUGGGGACUUAUGAGAGGUGUAAUGGCAAUUGCUUCACAAAAGGUUGAAGAGUACACCAAAGAUGGCUGGCAACGAAAUGAAAGUGUGAAAAAUGGAUAUUAUCAAGAAUUUGAACACGAUAACAAAGGAUGGAAUUCUUCUGGGACAGGACAAUCAUCAGGAAGUGCACAUGGACAGAACAAUUCUUACAGCUCAAAUUCUUGGGAUGAUUGGGAUACCGCCAAAGAUAGCAGGAAAGAGGAAACAACCAAAAGCAGUGGAUCCCAUAACAACAACAGCAGCAGCAACAACAACAAUGAUGGCUGGGCUGGCUGGGAUGACCUAAAGGAUGAUGGAUACGAUCACUAUUAUCAGGCGUCAUCUGAUCGGAAAACGGUUGGUCAAAAUGGAAAAGCUGGUGGUGGCACAUGGUCGGAAGGAGGCUUUCUCUGAGGUAGCAUCUGAAUACACCACAAACUAGAUCCUGGUUUUCUCCAAUGGUGAAAAAUUGAAUAGUUGGAGUAGCUCAUACGGAUGGCUGGUCAACACACUGGUAAAGAUGAUGAUUACAAGAACAUGUAGCUAGAGCUGAUCAGAUUCUUAUGGAAGUGGAUAUCAAAUCCUACAUGGGUCGCUCAUAUUUUGUUGAGGUUAGUACAUUUGCAGUCGUUUUCUCUUUACUUUUAUUGGGGGGCAUGCUGUAUUUGCAAUUGUUGUAUCCAUCAAAGACGUCUAUAGUGGUAACCCCCCAAUUUAAAGACACUGUUUAUUAUGUGCCCGGCAACAUUAUUUGUGACUUCACGAUUGAAUUUUUCUCUCUAUAUUUGCUUUGUAAUGAAUAGAAGUUGAUUCGCUUUCAAGCAAGUUUAUCUGUUCGAAUGGUUACGAACAUUAGAUAAUUCUCGUGAAUGUUUGGUAGCACUUUG